This is a messenger RNA of Owenia fusiformis, 1240 nucleotides long. NCBI's taxonomy places the organism in Eukaryota, Metazoa, Annelida, Polychaeta, Sabellida, Oweniidae. The record is from the annotation of a GenBank genome assembly.
CAAGAUCGCACACUUAUGCUGGCAACAUACUCCACGCUCAACUUAAGAAUGAUGAAUCAGUUCACCAAGCAAAAAAUAAAUUGAAUGGUAGCUUUUAUUCAGUUAAACCUAUUGGCACCCAAAAAGGAGGACUAAAUCCAAUGGUAGCAGUCAAAAUACUAAUGUCAGUUAUAUUGCCAACAGCUAUGUUUGGUUGCGAACUGUGGAACAACUUAUCAUGUGAAAAUAUAUACUCUUUAGAUGUUGCAUAUCGUCAAAUAGCAAAAAUAAUCCAAGGCUAUGAACACAACGUGUCUUCUGAUGUUGUUCUUUAUACUCUUGGGUUGUUACCUAUAUCAUGUUACAUCAAUAAUGCAAAACUGUUAUUUUUCGAUCGCUUAUGCAGAACAUUUCAUGUAAUGACAAGGCGAGUGUUUUUAUUUAGGCUGUCUUCAUUUCUAUUAAAGGGUGUGAGUUCACAAUCAGGAUUUAUUCAUGAAAUUAUGAUGUUGAACCUUAUCAGUGAUUAUGUAGACAGUUUUGUUAAAACAGGGAAAACCAUUCAUAAAGUACUAUUUAAAAAAAUGGUAAAAUACCAGGUACAUUCACAAGAAGAGCAAAUGUGGUUAGCAAGGAUAAAUGCAAAUAGUAAUCUUGUAAUGUUCAGCAACAUUCAAAUUCAAAUUGAACCAAGUUUUGCAUGGAUAAUAGGCAAACGAAAUCCUACACACUUGUGGCAACUGGCUAACCUUGUUUACCUUUCAACUAUUCCAAACUAUAAAUCCUUUCAAUGCAAAAAAUGCAAUAUCCUAUGCAAAGAUAUAGUUGCACACUUCCUUAGGUGCUCAUACAUGUUAAACGAAAGAAAUGAUUUUCUUGAACAUUUAGUUGACAUUUUGCCAGUCAAUGAUAGCGUUAAGCUGUUAUCAGCUUCUGAAGAUAUUUUUGAACAAACUAUACUCGGUAGUAGAGUAGAUAUUUUCAUAAAUGAUGAUAUUUACGAUCAAUUCAUCAUCGAGUGUGCUACAUCUCUCUAUCAUUUAGACAGUUACUUUAAAGUAAUCAAAUCCUGAUCCUUGUAUUUACCUAGAAUUGCACUAUUAGAAAUCACAUGUCGAUAAUCAUGAUAUUGGCAAUGAACUCAAGCACUGUUUUUUGUAAAUAUGUUCCUUUGUAGUUAUAAUUUUUGUAUAUUAAAAUGAUGUAAUUGUAUAUGUUUGCUCUCCCUUGUGGAGGAAUAAAAGAUACAAUACAAUACAAU